UUGGCAGCUUCUGCUACUUUUUGCUAUACCGAAAAUAAGGACUUAGUCUACGGAGGGAUAUUUAUUAGGUGCCAAGGUGUUUUUUGGAUCAUUCGAUUUUGUGAUUCGUUCGUUGUUCCUUCGAAUUAUUCGAUUUUUUUUUUCUCGAAUUAUUCGAUCUUUUUGUUCAAAGAGUUGUUCGAGACCGGAUCUGAUCGAUCUCAGUUACGCUCGAAUGUGAUGGACAAUGAAAUUGAAACGUUGAAAACAAAGUUAGAAAAAGCGGAAUCGGAGAAAUUAGCUGUUGCCCAGUUGGCAAGGGAUAUCUUGCUGAAAGAUGAAGAGAAGGAUCAACGACUGGCCACACUUGGUGAAGAAAAUCUUCAGCAGUCAAGGGAUAUUGCUCGGUUACAAGCACUGUUAACAUCGCGUGAUGAAUAUCUUGCUGAGAUGGAAAAUGAAAUUGCAAAAUUGCAAAAUGAGGUUGCUACGCUGAACGAUAAGAAAAGCUCGUAUUUGGUUGAACUCGAACAGAAGAUCUCUUCCCUUCAUGCACAGGUGACCGAAAAGAACGCUAUUUUGAGUGACACGGGACAGAAAGUACUGCAACUCAAGAAGAAUUUGGCAGCUAAGGAACGAGAAUUGGAAGAAGCUUUAAAGAAGACGCCUGAAAAAUUUUCAGUGACCGAAACGCCGAAUUCAGAUCGAGAAAAAAACAUGUUCUCUAUUAAAUUGGUGUGUUUUUCUUUUUUCGUGAAAAAGCCGAGGAUUGUUACGAGAAUACUUUUUUUUUUCUUACUCAGCCUUUCUUUGAGUGUUUUUUUUUGUUCGCCUGUAUGGGUUGGAAUAUGUGGCUUCCUAUAA
Messenger RNA from Gongylonema pulchrum, 843 nucleotides. Lineage: Eukaryota; Metazoa; Nematoda; Chromadorea; Rhabditida; Gongylonematidae. The record is from the annotation of a GenBank genome assembly.